Messenger RNA from Hippocampus zosterae (dwarf seahorse), 2214 nucleotides. RefSeq lists its product as uncharacterized. The transcript is spliced from 2 exons. The coding region runs from base 98 to 1324 and encodes 408 amino acids. Gene Ontology annotation, biological process: toll-like receptor signaling pathway; immune response; inflammatory response. Gene Ontology annotation, cellular component: membrane. Gene Ontology annotation, molecular function: transmembrane signaling receptor activity. The record is from RefSeq and is a predicted model, not a curated record. NCBI's taxonomy places the organism in Eukaryota, Metazoa, Chordata, Actinopteri, Syngnathiformes, Syngnathidae.
GUUCUGUGAGUGUGUCUGCAUGAUGAACAAUUGACUCCUCGAUGGUCUGGAACGGCUUGUAAAACUUGGAAAAACUCCUGCGGUCCCUGCCCAGAAGAUGGAUGAGAUGAGGUUUGAUGCGGGCAACGCCGCGGCUCCUUCCGCCGACGUUCCUCCCCCUCUGAAGCAAGGCGAGACGUUCCACGUCUUCAUCAGCUACAGCAGCACCGACUCCCAGUGGACCCACUCGCUUAUCCAGCAGCUGGAAGCCCAGGGCCUGCGCGUCUGUUACCACGAGCGCGACUUCACGGCCGGUCGUACCGUACUGGAGAACAUGUCCGAGUGCAUCCAGGACAGCCAGAAAGUCCUGCUGGUCCUCAGCUCGGAGUUCGUCAGGAGCCGUUGGUGUCUCCUGGAGGCCAACAUGUCUCUGUUCAGGGACUGCCUGGAGAGGAAGCCCAUCAUCCCCGUGCUUCUGGAGCCGGCCGUCUGCGUCCCGCUUCACCUGUGCCACCUCACCUACCUGGAGGCUCGGGACGCCGACUUUCUGGCCAAGCUGCUGAAGGUGCUCUUCACCCCCAACCGGCAGCUCCAAGGCUCCACGGUGGUUCCCUACCAGCCUCCGUCCAUCUACAACGGGAAGGCCCUGCAGCCUUUAACUGCUGCGAACGUGGAAAGUCUUUACAAGUGGGAUGCGGGGCAGUUCAGUGACAUGGACGUACCGGACCAACUGCGCCUGAUCAUUGAAGACCCAGAGAAGUACAGGAAGGCCAUCGCCACCAUCAACAGUGUGUCUCAACAGAAAGUUUACCCGAAAUGGUUACAAGCAAUUUUGAUGGCCGUCGCGUUUAUAUUUUAUUUUACUUUAGUAGGCCUUGUCGCAUUUAUGAGCGCUCUCCUCGCGGGGAAUCACAGCUCGUAUUUCUGGUACCUGGUGCUCUUUUGUCUAUGCUGCGUUUUAAUUGGCGCACUGGUUCAGGGGCCGCUCAUCAAGAGGGAUGGUGUGGCUCACACGGUCAAGCAGAUGCAAAAGGCAGCCGGUCAGGCAAACGUCAUCCUCUGUGAGGAAAAUAUCUUAAUGGGCUGCCAGUCCAAUUCAAAAGUCUACAUGGUCUACGUUUCUCUGAGUGUGUGUCAGCGGGAGUUUGUGGAGCUCUUCUCCGAGCGGGCCAGCGCGGAGAGCCUGUUUCAAAGAGCUUUGCUUUAUUUCUCGUCAGGCUACGCCUGCUGCCUAGCCAAGAGAAGCUUCCCCUUCCCCAUGCCUGCAUCCCGCGGUCACUUGGAGGGGGGUGUGUGCUUCUGUCAGUACGUCUCCAUGCAGCUGACUCGGGGGGAGUGGAUGUGAGAGGGCCUGCGCAUUGGCCACAUCAUUAAGUGCACCAUGUUGAUGAAGUCACAUUAAUGGGGGGGUUGAAAGGAUUGAAAUCGGCCUCGUCACAAAAACCGGGCUGUGUUGACUUUUUAUAGCCGCUGUAAUUCUGAAUUUCAUCCCGACAUCCAUUUCGUAUGGUUCUUGUCUUCAUUGGGGGUCGCAGGUGACUUGGCACUAAGAUUGUCUCGUUUUCAAGAAACAUUUCGUGCAUGUUUUCGGUAUGUGGUUGGGAGUCAUGGUACUACGAGAAAGCUUACGCGAUCGUGGUGAGAGAAUCGAUUCGCAUAUCGCUAAAAUAUCAAUACCAAGUCAGUAUUCGAUAUCGGCUCGAUAUUAGCGCGAUGAGCUUGAUACCGUCGUUUCAGUUUAGUUCCUGGAUCGACUGCUACGGUUUUGUCCAAAAGGAAACAGCCAGGUUGCCGUACUUGCUGCUUUCAUCUCAGCCCAGAGCCGACCCACUUUGCAGCCUUGCCUUCCCAACACCGCCUCCUCUCCCCUCAUGGGUUGUGCUGUCAGUCAUGUGACUACGCCGCACAAACAAGCUGCCAGCUCUGAUACGUCCGCCCACGAAACAAAAGCCAAACUAAUCUGUAUCUCAAACCACUGCCACACAAAGCACAGAGGAAUACAGUACAUGCAAACUCCAGGUAGCGAGGUCUGAACCCAGAAUCAAACCCAGAACCUCUUAAUAUGAGGCAGAUAUGCCACACUGUAGAUCACAGUGUUGCCAUUGUCAGAAAUCGUCCAACCUGCGUCAUUCUUUCUGUGAGAUCAGAAAAUAAUUCAGGAAAGUUCGUAUCAGAGGGAAGCUUCAGAAAGCAGAAGUGUGUACUGUCUCUUUAACGCAAAAAAAAAAGUCAAAA